Molecule: messenger RNA, 3457 nt
Organism: Klebsormidium nitens
Lineage: Eukaryota; Viridiplantae; Streptophyta; Klebsormidiophyceae; Klebsormidiales; Klebsormidiaceae
Source: the annotation of a GenBank genome assembly
GCGGUGGGCAGGUGGGCGGGAUGCCACUGCCAAUGGCGCUUCUGAAGUUCUGUAGGGAGAGAAAGGGCAGAAGUAUGUGGAGGGCGGUCUGUCCACCUCUGCUGUUGAUCGUGCUCUUGUUCGUAGCUUUACAACAUGUACAGCAAGCUGGCUGACAGAGGUUAUAGCGCUCGAUAACGAACCUUCAAGCCCGAGAAUACAACAAAGAGCAUUACGAUCAUGGCCAUCGCUGCUGGGGUUGAACUGAGAUUGCGAAGCUGCUUUUAAGCUGGUGAUUUUCAGUAGCCAUGGCGUUGCAGCAAGAAGCCAUCAAAUGGAUCGCAGGAACGGACUUCAUGGUGGAUGGUUUCAAGUUUCAGAACCUGCGCUGCCGGCGCUACUUUCUGACCCACUUUCACAGUGAUCAUACGAUUGGUCUCUACCGAUCCUUCAAUUCGGGGACCAUCUUUUGCUCGCGCAUCACUGCCGCGCUGCUGAUCAACUGCAUGGGGCUGCGAUCGGACUGCAUCCAGGUUCUGCCUAUGGACAAAACAGUGACGAUCGAUGGGGUGGAAGUCACCGCACUGGAUGCGAACCACUGCCCCGGAUCUGUCAUGCUCCUUUUCAAGGUACCUGGUCACGGGGGGCGGCCGGCGCAGGUAAUCCUGCACACGGGAGACUUUCGAUACCACGAGCGCAUGGCAGACUACCCCAGCCUGCGCAACACGCUCAUUGACACCAUAUAUCUGGACACCACGUACGCCUACCCCCGCCACACCUUCCCAUCGCAAGAAGACGCCAUCGCGACAACCGUGAGACUGUGCCGGAAGCAUCUGUUGGACGAGGCGCGGCCGCUGUUCGUGUUUGGAGCGUACCAGAUCGGCAAGGAGCGCGCGGUGAUCGGUGCCGCGAAGGCGCUCGGCUUGCGGGUGCACAUCGAGCCGCGCAAGCGGCGCAUCCUCUCUCUGCUGGACCUGCAAGAUAUGGACCUUUUCACACCGAACGCGGCCGAUGCAGACAUUCACCUAGGCUUCAUGUCGGAGGUUCGCCCACCGGCUAUGCUGCGCCGUUUGAAGGAGGGCGGCGGCAAGUGGGCCCAGGUCAUCGGCUUCAGACCGACGGGGUGGAGUUUCCGAAAGGACGGUGUGCACACCACCAAGCAGGGGCUGGCCACCGUGUAUGGAGUGCCCUACUCGGAGCACUCGAGCUUCGACGACCUGCGCGCGUGCAUUGCGGCCCUCCGGCCCCGCAAGAUCAUCCCCACCGUUAAUGCGGACACCAAGUUGAAGGCGGCCAAUCUGGUAGCACGCUUUGCGGACCUAAUGGACCUGUCCGCCAAUAGGUACCGCAUCGAUGCCUUCUUCCGGCCGCGCCCCGCAAAACGCCUAGAUUCCGGCCUUCCAACCACGGACACGCAGAGCCCUGACGUUUGUGCGAGCAAGCGUCCGGACGAAAGCGCGGACGCAUUCCGGACAAGGGGUCUGAACGGAAUGUGCCCGUCUGCGAAGAUGCAGGACCAGGUCACCUUUGCGGGAGAGGCCGAGCCGCAAUUUGGAGAAUCAGAGCUUUUGUCGGAGGGGGUAAUGGAAGCUUCGGUGAUGAGAGAAGAUGAAGCGGGCUGCGGAUCAGAGCGGGACGAAGGGUUUGCGGAGCGAAACGAAGGGUUUGAGGAGCUAACCGAAGCGUGUGAGGAGCGAAAGGAACGGUUUGCCGAGCGGAAUGAAGGGUCUGAGGACCUAAACAAAGGGUAUCAGGAGCUAAUCGAAGGGUUUGCGAACCGAAACGAAAGCUCUGAGCAGCGAAAGGGAGGGUUUGCGGAGCUCAAAGAAGGGUCUGAGGAGCGGAAGGAAGGGUUUGCGGAGCAAAACCAAGGGUUUGAGGAGCUUAUCGGGGUCCAAGGUUUGGAUUGCGAGGGGCCUGAUGAGGAAGCCGCGUUCAGCGAGUUUGACGAGGAGGUCUCCGAGAGAGGCGAAGAAGAGUGCAUUGACGGGGGAUCGGACACCCUAUUAUGGGAGGGUGCUACAGACGGCCUGGUGAAAGGGGGGGAGAGUGGAAUGCAGUUCGAGUCUCACGGCCAGGAAACGCGGUUCAAAGAGACGCAAGAAUCGGCCUUUCAAGAAGGUCUAGACACCAGCAGCUUUCAACCAGUCGAUGUCGCGAGAGCCGCGGAUGGAAGAUGUAAGCAGGAAGUAGCGUCGGGGUUGGGAGAUGAGUGCUUAGAGAAGGCCUGCGAGGGACGCACUGAGAACUGGGCGGAAGCUGCCACUGGUGGGGAAAGUGAUGCGGCUAAGAACGGGGGAGCCUCGGACGGAAUUCUUGAGAAAAUAAGCCGCCCUUUCUUGGAGAGUGAGUGCGGGGGAGACUCUGGGGGCCAGAAACAGGGGCUGGGGCCAGAGGAGGGGAGGGGUUUUGAAUGGUCAGAAUCGAGGAUGGGCGGAAGGACGAGAGAAGCAAACUUGCAUGAAGGGGGCCAAGUUGCUGAGUGUUGGGGGCAAGGGGCGGAUGGAGAUCUGGGGGUUGGGAAUGAGAGUUCGCAGGGAUAUUUCGAAGGUUCGGACACAGAUGAAACGGCGGCCGAGGUUUCGGACACGUGGCAGAUUGGCCACCAGGACGGCGACGACGGGGGGUCCUGGGAAGAGAUUCCGGUGGACCGGCUGCUGCGUUCCGGCGGAACCGCCCGUGAGGCGGAACUGUGUACGGACGAAGCUAGGGGGAAAGUGACGGACAGUCCUCUUGGUGACGGAACGGUUUCCCAGAGUGCGUGGGACUGCGAUUGCGCACCAGAAGGGGUUGAGCAGGAAGCGCGGAAGAGAUCUGUUGCUGGCGCGCUUUUGCCUUCUGACGAGCGCGGCAAGAUAAGCACCGAAGUGGGUCGAUUGGGGAACAGAACGGCAGAGCUCGAGAAGGAGAGUAAUCACGGGAAUGUGGACUUUGCAACGUGCAAUGGCCGAAAAGAUGAUGGCGAAGUGCGCCCUUGCGCCCAAGCGUCAGAGGAGGAGGGCCAUGAAACCUUUGAAGGUCCCCACCCGACGAGCGGUCUGUCUACGGAAUGCACUGUACAUAGCUGCGAGAUUAGUGUUGACAUAAUGGCGAUUGACAGCAGGGAGCAAGCAUACAUUCUUCGAAGUAUAGAGCAAGCAAAGAUGAAAACGGACCAAAAGCCAAGGGGGAAGCGAAAAGUGACCAUUCCAGGCGGGAGCCGAGUUGCAAACACAGGACAAAGCGGACCAAGAGGGAAGAAGCCGAAGUCGAGCUCGCCUGGCGUGCCUGCGAGUGAGUUUGCAGGAAGAGCGAAGUCGGAAGGGCAAACGCAAGGGCAGACGCUGAUCAAGUCCUUCUUUUGUCUUCGAAGGACAGCAUGAGGCAAAGUCACGGUGCUGAUAAUCUCGUGAUUCAGGCAUCCGCAAGUGUUGUCUAACGAACUCGGAAAGUUGCACCAUUCAACAAGUUAAACAGUUUCUCCACUUCAUUGCAGCGU